AUGGUAAAUAAACAAUACGCAGUCCUAUCAAACUAUCGUCUAGCUGUUAACAGAUUAUUAAUAUGCAUGUUAGCAGUGUUUCUUCGUAUUCUCGCAUACAUUUAUUGCAUCGAUUUUCUGAAAAAGCGUCCAGAAUUAAGUGUACCACAAAAUUCAUUUCGAAGACUCAUUGAUGGCGUAUAUAUGCUUAGAGAUGGCGUUUCUCCGUAUGAUGGUGAUAUGAUACAUUGUCAACCGAUACUGCUGUAUUUAUUCACCGCAGUAAUUGAUCACCCCAAUCUAUUAUUGAUAAUAUUCUUGUCCUUUGAUGUAGUAACGAGUGAGAUUUUACGCAUGAUAGCAAUAGUUUAUUUGAAAAAUCAUGGAAGUAGUGUAGAAAAUAUCGAACGAAUUGCUAAUUUGGUUUCGAAAUGUUAUAUGCUUAAUCCUAUUGCUGUUGCUAGCUGUGCUAUUUUUAGUCUAUCAGUUGUUUGUAAUCUUAUUACAGCUCUUUUUAUUUUGGCAUUUGUAAAAGGUUCUGUAUUGUUUAGCUCGAUAUUAUUUAGUGUACUUGUGCAAUUAUCACUCUAUCCAGCUAUUUACAUAUGUGCUUUAUUGGUGAAAUUCUCAGCAUUAAAAGAACGUAUAAUGAUAAUUGCAUUUUCAAUUAUUACAGUUACUGCUUUGUUGUUUUUUAAUUAUUUUCUGAAUGGAAAUAAUUGGAAUUACAUUGAUUCAACAUAUAAAUUUUUAUUGGAUGUUCGUGAUUUGACACCAAAUGUUGGCAUAUUUUGGUAUUUUUUCAUUGAAGUUUUCAACCAUUUUCGACGUUUUUUUCUUUGGGUAUUUCAAAUCAAUAUCCUUGUUUAUCUUGUACCUCUGUCAUUGACAUUAAGAUCCAAUGCUUUUCUACUUCUACAGCAGCUAAUGAUUCUCAUUUCCGUCUUCACAUCGUAUCCAUCCAUGGCUGAUUGUUUGAUUUAUUUAAGUUUAUUACCUCUUUUCGAAAAUUUAAAAAAAUAUUUCCGUUGGGGAUUGAUUUCCGGUGGUGCACUGUUAGUAACAAUCGUUCUGGCACCAGUGAUGUGGCAAAUGUGGAUUGUUACUGGUUCAGGAAAUGCAAAUUUCUAUUUUGCUGCUACUUUAAUUUAUUCUGUUGCCCAGAUUUUUUUGCUUACCGAUCUUCUAUAUGGUUAUUUGCGCUUGAAACUUGUCGAGAGAAGAGGUAUAACUGAUGAAAGCAAAAUAGCAGUUCUUAUGUUCAAGUAA
Messenger RNA from Brugia malayi, 1248 nucleotides. RefSeq names its product GPI transamidase subunit PIG-U family protein. The coding region runs from base 1 to 1248 and encodes 415 amino acids. Lineage: Eukaryota; Metazoa; Nematoda; Chromadorea; Rhabditida; Onchocercidae. Gene Ontology annotation, cellular component: GPI-anchor transamidase complex; membrane. Gene Ontology annotation, biological process: protein localization to cell surface; attachment of GPI anchor to protein. The transcript has 10 exons. The record is from RefSeq and is a predicted model, not a curated record.